AUGGCGAUUCAGAAGAAGCAUGGAAAAGGGCGUCUCGACAAGUGGUACAAGCUUGCGAAGGAGCGUGGGUACCGGGCCCGCGCCGCUUUCAAGCUGAUCCAGAUCAAUAAGAAGUAUGGCUUCCUUGAGAAGAGCAGAGUCCUACUGGAUCUUUGCGCGGCACCCGGAUCAUGGUUACAGGUGGCUUCAGAGCAAAUGCCGGCGGGAUCACUUUUGCUUGGGACUGAUUUAGAUGCCAUUAAGCCAAUUCCCCGAGCCAUAACUUGGCAAAGUGACAUCACAGGCAUUGACUGCCGAAACACGAUCAAGAAGCACCUGAAAACAUUGAAAGUUGAUACAGUGUUACAUGAUGGAGCGCCAAAUGUCGGAACUGCCUGGAUUCAGGACUCGUUCAAUCAAGCUGAGCUCGCUUUACAGAGUUUACGGCUCGCCGUGGAAUUUUUAGUCGAAGGUGGCACGUUUUGCUCAAAAGUGUUCCGUUCCAAACAAUAUUUCCCCUUAUUGUGGGUUUGCAAACAACUCUUCACUAAGGUUGAAGCAACAAAGCCGGUCUCUAGUCGUGCAGUUUCGGCAGAAAUUUUUAUUGUGUGUCAAGGGUUCAAAGCUCCCAAAAAGCUCGACUCACGACUCCUGGACCCGGCCUAUGUUUUUGCUGAAGUCCAGGGCCCAAAUCCUAACAACGAGGCUAAAGUUUAUAACCCCGAAGUCAAGAAACGAAAGCGAGAUGGUUAUGAGGAAGGAGACUACACACAGUUCAAGGAGAUGGCGGCCUCAGAAUUCAUUCAAACAACAGAUCCAAUUGCUGUUCUUGGUUCAUACAACAAAUUGACUUUCCAACAACCACCCAAUGGAGACGUUGCACUGGCGGCUCUCGACAAACUUCCGGAGACGACAGAUGAAAUCCGAAACUGCUGCUCUGAUUUACGAGUGCUGGGACGAAAAGACUUCAAACUUCUGCUCAGAUGGCGGUUAAAAAUCAGAGACAUCUUCCAACUCAAAACCCCUCAGGCCGCAACGGUUGAGGAACUCGAGGAGGUAGCUGAAGUUGAGUCCAUGGACGAGGAACUCAAGAUACAGGAAGAACUACAAAGCAUGAAGGACCGAGAAAACACCAAACGAAAACGAGAGAAGCGAAAAGAAAACGAGCGAAAACAACGUGAGGUGGUGCGUAUGCAACUCAACAUGGGUACGCCUUUCGACAUCGGUCUAGAAGAAAGCGGACCAAUUGGCGAGGGGGCAAUGUUUUCACUCAAGAAAGUUGACAAGACAGACGCCAUGCGAAGAUUGAAUCGCGGCAAGAUGAUUGUUCCCACUCCAACGACCCAGAAGGAGGCCGACAGUGGCCUUGGCUCAUCAGGAGAGACGGAUGAUGAGAGUGACCCUGAAGAAGAUCGCCUGGAGCGAGAGCUUGAGUCCAUGUACGACCAGUAUAAGGAGCGCAAGGCUGAGGUUGACGCGAAGUACCGAGCGAAGAAGGCUCGUAAGAAUUUUGGUGAUGAUGAGUGGGAUGGUCUGUCUGGUGAGGAAGCAGAUGAGAAAGAUGACUCUUCGGAGCUUGAAGAGGACGAUUCCUCUUCCGACGAAGAAGACGAAGCUCCUACAGAGGGACUCAUCCGCGAUCUGGAUUCUUCAAAGGGGGCGAACGGCUUAUCCAAACGAGCAACAGCUUUCUUCAACCAAGACAUCUUCUCAGGCAUAAGCGGGAUGUUACCUGAGCAGGAAGAUGCAGCUGAGGAUAGUGCGGACGAAGAAGUCAAUCGAGAUGCGGCAGCUAUUAUGGCCCAGCAAGCAAAGAAUCGCAAAGCCGAGUCUCCUGCUACGCCUACUAAGACCAAAGCGGUCCAAGUCGACUCUGAUGCUGAGAUGGAGGACAAUGAGGAUGGGUUUGAGAUUGUGAAGCGAAAUGACGAUGACGAUUGGGACAAGGACACCCGACGAGCCGAUGGAAGACCCGAUAUCGACAUUAUCACUGCCGAAGCAAUGUCCCUUGCUCACAGGCUUGCUACUGGUCAAACGACAACACAUGAUGCUAUUGAUGACGGCUACAACAAGUACGCCUUCCGCGAUCGUGAUGGAUUACCAGAUUGGUUUGUCGAAGAUGAAUCACGACACGACAAGCUUCAGAAACCCAUCAGCAAGGCUGCUGCGCAAGCAAUCAAAGAGAAGCUGCGAGCUUUUAAUGCUCGCCCCAUCAAGAAGGUGCGCGAGGCUAAGGCUCGCAAGAAGUUCAAGGCCGCUCAGAAGCUGGAGAAGCUCAAGAAGAAGUCGGAGUUACUCAACAAUGACGAAAAUAUGACUGAGAAGGAGAAGGCUGCCAGCAUAUCGCGCCUUAUCUCGAGAGCAGCAAAGAAGCCCCAAAAGCAACAGCCCAAGCUCGUUGUCGCCCGUGGUCUCAACCGGGGCAUCAAAGGCCGUCCUAAGGGGAUUAAGGGGAGAUAUCGCAUCGUUGACGCCAGACAAAAGAAGGAACUGCGGGCGCAGAAGAGAAUUGCCAAGAAGAAGAAGUAA
This is a messenger RNA of Fusarium mangiferae, 2508 nucleotides long. Its product is annotated as putative SPB1-required for ribosome synthesis, putative methylase. The coding region runs from base 1 to 2508 and encodes 835 amino acids. Gene Ontology annotation, molecular function: rRNA (guanine) methyltransferase activity; rRNA (uridine-2'-O-ribose)-methyltransferase activity. The transcript has 6 exons. NCBI's taxonomy places the organism in Eukaryota, Fungi, Ascomycota, Sordariomycetes, Hypocreales, Nectriaceae. Gene Ontology annotation, cellular component: nucleus; nucleolus; preribosome, large subunit precursor. Gene Ontology annotation, biological process: maturation of 5.8S rRNA from tricistronic rRNA transcript (SSU-rRNA, 5.8S rRNA, LSU-rRNA); rRNA methylation; maturation of LSU-rRNA from tricistronic rRNA transcript (SSU-rRNA, 5.8S rRNA, LSU-rRNA). The record is from RefSeq and is a predicted model, not a curated record.